Chrysochloris asiatica (Cape golden mole) is the source of this 306-nucleotide messenger RNA. It is a transcript of the gene APOC2, whose product is annotated as apolipoprotein C-II. Bases 1 to 306 code for a protein of 101 amino acids. Gene Ontology annotation, biological process: high-density lipoprotein particle clearance; negative regulation of very-low-density lipoprotein particle clearance; positive regulation of lipoprotein lipase activity. NCBI's taxonomy places the organism in Eukaryota, Metazoa, Chordata, Mammalia, Afrosoricida, Chrysochloridae. The record is from RefSeq and is a predicted model, not a curated record. The transcript is spliced from 3 exons. Gene Ontology annotation, cellular component: chylomicron; low-density lipoprotein particle; very-low-density lipoprotein particle. Gene Ontology annotation, molecular function: phospholipase activator activity; lipoprotein lipase activator activity; lipid binding.
AUGGGUACCCGACACUUCCUUGCUUUGUUCCUGGUCCUCCUGGUGUUGGGAUUUGAGGUCCAAGCUGCCUACGUGCCCCAGGCGGACGAGCCUGCCAGCCCCGCCCUGCUCUCCCAGAUGCAGGAAUCCCUGUACCGAUACUGGGAUUCCGCCAAGAGCACCGCCAACGACCUUUACCAGAAGACCUAUCUACCCCGUGUAGAUGAAAAAAUUAGGGACAUGUACAGCAAAAGUACCAGCGCCAUGACCACGUACGCUGGGAUUCUGACUGACCAGAUUCUGACCCUACUGAAAGGGGACCAGUAA